Macrosiphum euphorbiae (potato aphid) is the source of this 666-nucleotide messenger RNA. The record is from the annotation of a GenBank genome assembly. Lineage: Eukaryota; Metazoa; Arthropoda; Insecta; Hemiptera; Aphididae.
AUGAAGAGUUUUCUCGGUGUUACCAUUCAUUUUUUGGAAAACAAUACAUUUGUAUCUGGAACAUUAGGUGUGUACAAACGCAACGAAUCACAUACUGCUGUGUAUAUUAGUCAAAUAUUUGAAGAAAUAUUAUUUGAAUGGGGAUUAAAUAAAUCACAGAUAAUUGCAAUUGUCACUGAUAGUAGUGCAAAUAUAAAGAAAGCAGCAAAAACCACAUUUGGAGUAUGGAAAUUUAUUCCAUGUUUUGCUCACGCCAUUAAUUUGAUUUCAAACUAUUCAAUUGAUAACUGUGAAGGGUUAAAUGAGUUGAUUGAAAAAGUUAGAUGUAUUGUCAAAUAUAUAAAAAACAGCGUAAAUGUCAGCGAUGAAUUGCGAAAAUACAAACAAAAUAAUGGAAUAUUGGAAGGAAAUAUACUUAAAAUUAUAUUAGAUGUGAAAACACGUUGGAACAGUAUGUACUAUAUGGUAGAUAGAUUUUUAAGUUAUUUCUAUAAUAUUUCGUUGGAGAAACAAAAAGCACCAGAUUGUCUAAAUACCAGAGAGGUAAACACACUUAAAGAAGUUAAACAUUUAUUACAACCUUUAGAAGAUUUAACUAAAAAAAUAUCUGGUGAUAAAUAUCCUACCUACUAUAAGUUGUAUGUUACCAUUAAUAAAAUGUGUUAA